This is a messenger RNA of Populus trichocarpa (black cottonwood), 2551 nucleotides long. RefSeq lists its product as uncharacterized. Lineage: Eukaryota; Viridiplantae; Streptophyta; Magnoliopsida; Malpighiales; Salicaceae. Bases 552 to 2381 code for a protein of 609 amino acids. Gene Ontology annotation, biological process: translation. Gene Ontology annotation, molecular function: GTP binding; GTPase activity. The record is from RefSeq and is a predicted model, not a curated record. The transcript has 8 exons.
UAGGAAAAUAUUUUGUUCUUUUCAUAUUAUGUUUUGCUUCUUCAACAACUUGGUUGUGAAUUAUGUAGUGUUAUUUUUUUAGCUCAUUGUGUUUUGUCUUCGUUUACUUCCUGGAUGAUGUAAGACACUAACAUAGGAGGCAUGAUUUUGGCGGUGGCGCUGCUUUGGUUUGAUAUGACAAUGCAGACAGCUUGUAUCUUUGUUGUUGUUAUUGAGGUUUCAUUUCAAGUUGGUUCUCCCUUUAUAGAAUAGAUUUCUAUGAUGCAGCGGGUAGUAUGUGCAAAGAGUCUGGAGCAUCCAUGAUGAACAAGUCUCUUUUCUGUAUCAUUGCCACAUCGGACUCCACAGAUGGCUGUAGUAGGUCAAAAGUGGAAUGAUGAUUUUGUGACAGAAGAGGGCAAUAACUUCCACAAGUGUGGGAGUUUCCAAGGAAACUCUGAUGAUAUUAGUUCCUGUAUUGAUGUAGGUCUGAGCAUGUUCUAGAACAGGAUGAAUUGAUGAAAAACAGUAGAUAUUAAAGACCCGUUUUCUUUAACUUGAGAAUCCUUUGGAUGAAGGUGGUGUAUAUAUUCUCCAGCUGGCGGCUGUUUUUUGGAGUCAUUUUGCAAUCUUGCUUCUCAAAACUGUCGUUAGAUCUGUGGCUUCUAUCCAAACUUUUCAACUCCAGAUAUCCGAACGUAACUGCUAGCAUUACUGAGAUUGUUAAAAGUUCAGAUAAAUCAUCUGCAUCGAUGCCAAAAGGCAAACAAGGACAACAAAUUUCUGAUGGUUCUUCUGCUUCUAUUUCAAAAGGCAGGCCUGGAGUGGAUGAGGGCAAUCAAAAGAAGAAUGGUAUAGUUGGCACUCAAUCAAGCGAUGAAACUUCAGAUAGCACUUCAUCAACGCCAAAAGGCAAAGAUAAAAGUGUUGAUUAUAGCAGUUCUUCAACAAACAGGGGCGAGUCUCUUGGUCUUACAGGCAAUUUGAAUGAAAUGUCCCUGUCUGAUAAAUCUGGAAAGUCGUACAAGGCUAGUGCUAAGAGGCACAAGUCAUCUGCACAGUAUCAACCAGAUAAAUGGAUGCUCCCCAGCAAAUCAGAAAAUGCAUUGACACAACUGAAUCUUGCAAUUGUUGGCCAUGUUGAUUCUGGGAAAUCAACACUCUCAGGUAGACUACUGCAUCUUUUGGGACGAAUAACCCAAAAGGAAAUGCUCAAAUAUGAAAGGGAGGCCAAGUUACAGGGCAAGGGGUCAUUUGCUUAUGCUUGGGCAUUGGAUGAGAGUCCUGAGGAGAGGGAAAGGGGAAUAACUAUGACAGUCGCUGUUGCUUAUUUUGAUUCCAAAAAAUAUCAUGUUGUUGUGAUUGAUUCCCCAGGCCACAAAGACUUUGUCCCAAACAUGAUAUCUGGGUCAACACAAGCUGAUGCUGCCAUCCUUGUAAUAGAUGCCUCCAUUGGGGGUUUUGAAGCUGGGAUGGACAACAAAGGGCAAACUAGGGAACAUGCACGUCUUAUUAGAAGUUUUGGUGUUGACCAGAUUAUAGUCGCAGUCAACAAAAUGGACGCAGUGGAGUACUCCAAGGAUCGAUUUGAUUUGAUUAGAACACAACUUGGAACAUUCCUUCAUUCUUGUGGAUUCAAGGAUUCCUUGGUGUCAUGGAUUCCAUUGAGUGCAGUGGAAAAUCAAAAUUUAGUUGCAGCUCCUUCUGAUAUUCGUUUGUCAUCAUGGUACUGUGGACCUUAUCUGCUGGAUGCAAUUGAUUCUCUUCAGCCACCAACAAGAGAUUUCUCAAAACCUCUUCUCAUGCCCAUAUGUGAUGUAUUGAUAUCAUCUUCACAAGGGCAGGUGUCAGCCUGUGGUAAAUUGGAGGCUGGUGCUCUUCGAAGUGGAGUGAAGGUUUUAGUUAUGCCAUCAGGAGAUGUGGGGACAGUUCGCUCCCUAGAAAGAGACUCUAAGGCUUGUGAUGUCGCUAGAGCAGGAGAUAAUGUGACUGUCAGUCUCCUAGGCAUUGAUGGAAGUAAUGUGAUGACUGGAGGUGUUCUAUGUCAUCCUGACUUUCCUGUUGCAGUAGCACGACAUUUUGAGCUGAAGGUGCUCGUGUUAGAUUUGGAAAUCCCACUUGUGAUUGGUUCUCAAUUGGAAUUCCACGGACACCACGCAAAGGAGGCUGCAAGAGUUGUUAAAAUAAUAUCAGUACUUGAUUCAAAGACAGGCAAGGUGACAAAGAAGGCGCCUCGCCGUCUUACCUCAAAGCAGAGUGCAGUGAUUGAGGUGCUUUUGGACGGACCGGUUUGCAUGGAAGAGUUCACAAAUUGCAGAGCUCUUGGAAGAGUGUUUCUGAGAACAUCAGGGAAAACCAUUGCCCUCGGAAUCAUAACCGGGAUUAUAGAGGAUCAGGGAUAGUUAACAUGAGAGGUAGAUGCCUCAGCAUUUGAGAUGUAAACGGGUUCCAUCGCUACAAUUUGCCAAAUUUAUGUAUGUUGUUAACAACAGAGAGGAGGGGCAUAUCCUUUCUGAGUUUUGAUGGACCAUUUGGGUUUGUUUGGCGGUGUGGUUGCCGGUUGCUUUUUAAA